CCAGUUCACCGACAACAGAGUUGCACAACAGUUCAGCAGCGGCAAAGUAAAAAUUACAUUUUGUUAAUUAAACUGCUUUUAUAAUGCUGCGAGCGGGAUGCCAGCUGCUGACGCAGUCCACCCUGCCCACCGGGAAGACGGUCGGAAAUAGUUUCGCCCUCGAGUUCGUCCGCUGGCGCAGGAAACCGCGAUGGCUGCCGGUGGCCAAGAGCAAGAUGUUCCGCGUGCCUGAACGCAAGAAGCAGUCGGAGGAGGAGCGCACGGAGCUCAUGAGGCUACACAACCAGUACAAAACGCAGCUUCGCUCAGUGCGUCAGUUUCUAAGGGAGGAAGUCGUCCGCCACGAGGAAACAUCCACAGCAGAUCACAUCGUGCUCACUCCCGAGCAGGAGGAGGCCGAGUUCCAGAAAUGCCUGGAUGCCAAUGCUGCCUGGAACGCUGCCAUAGCCAAGGAGCGUGAUCAGCGAUUGGCCAAGAAGCGUGAGGAAAAGGUGGCCUAUAUUCAGGAGCGAUUGGAGGCACAACAGCUGCGCGAGGAGGAGCGCAAGGAGCAGGCCAACCAGCGGGUGCUGCUCGAGAUUGAGCGUUCCAAGAACUAUAUCACUAGGGAAAACUUGGAUGCAGCCAUUGAGACAGCGUUGGCCAAUCCCGUGGACCACAAUUUCGCCAUCGAUAUGGCCGGUAAUCUUUACCACGGACGAAGCACCUCUCAGCUCCCGGACGCCACUCCCGAACCCAACCAGCAAGUUUUGAGUAAUUAAUUAAUGCAGUGUCUUAGUUUGUUGUUACAUUAAAAUGCUUUUUAUAGGUUUCUAACCAAAGUUG
This is a messenger RNA of Drosophila melanogaster (fruit fly), 825 nucleotides long. RefSeq names its product mitochondrial ribosomal protein S26 (gene mRpS26). Lineage: Eukaryota; Metazoa; Arthropoda; Insecta; Diptera; Drosophilidae. Gene Ontology annotation, cellular component: mitochondrial small ribosomal subunit; mitochondrion. The record is from RefSeq and is marked reviewed. The coding region runs from base 84 to 761 and encodes 225 amino acids. The transcript has 2 exons.